Messenger RNA from Etheostoma cragini (Arkansas darter), 2775 nucleotides. RefSeq names its product BCL6B transcription repressor (gene bcl6b). The record is from RefSeq and is a predicted model, not a curated record. NCBI's taxonomy places the organism in Eukaryota, Metazoa, Chordata, Actinopteri, Perciformes, Percidae. Bases 318 to 1961 code for a protein of 547 amino acids. The transcript has 12 exons. Gene Ontology annotation, biological process: regulation of transcription by RNA polymerase II. Gene Ontology annotation, cellular component: nucleus. Gene Ontology annotation, molecular function: DNA-binding transcription factor activity, RNA polymerase II-specific; RNA polymerase II cis-regulatory region sequence-specific DNA binding; protein binding.
UGUACGCGUGGGCCAUUGAGGAAAGAGGAAACGAGCAGCUCUGGUUGUGUGAGGGCUUCCUGCACUACAAUAUAAAGAGUUCCCUCUCUUCAGCCUCCCCUUACAGUGCUGUUAAGAGCCAGUGGAGACUGUGGGUGAACCCCUGCUCCACAUCUUUGAUUGUGGACUGAGCACUGAUCCGGGGGGGUUGACAUCAGCGCGGAGCACGCUAGUUCUCGUCCCUGCUGGUCGGGGUACGAGUAGGGAGCUGGUCUCACCUAACAGAUGUAUCUGGGACGCUCCAGUCUAUUUAUUCCAUAAAAUACACACAGGUACAGAUGAACAUGACGGAAGUAUUGGAAGGAUACAGAGUGGACGGAGUGCAGGAGUUGAGGGCUGCUGCCCCGGCCAAGGGAUACGUGAAGGAGUUCACACGCCAUUCCAACGAUGUGCUGCUUAACCUAAAUGAACUCCGGCACCGCAACAUCCUGACAGACACCACCCUGGUUGUCGGUGACACACACCUAUGUGGGCACUGCGCUGUGCUUGUGGCCUGCAGUGGGUUUUUCUACUCGCUGUACUCCCACCGUGUGUUGCUUCAGGGGCGUGGUGGCAGCGGGGAGCCGCUUAUGACCGUGUCUCUCCCCAACACCUUGGACCCAUCUAGCAUCUCCCUGCUGCUUGACUUCAUGUACACCUCCCGCCUCCCUCUGACACCAAGCACCGUCCCCGGGGUGCUCACUGCUGCAACCUACCUGCAGAUGGACCACGUGGCCGAUACCUGCCGGGAUUUCAUUCAGCUGCACUGCAGGGAGAAUAUGAGUGUAAGACACCCUCAACUGGAGCUGGAUUCCAGGGUGUCUGUGGCUGCUGUAGCCCCCAAAGGAGGGGACCUGCCCAAUCCAGGACCCCAGAGAUUACUCCCAACAUCAGUGGCAACAAGGGUCCCUGCAGAGGUUGUGGGCUCUCUCAAGCCAGGGGCUUUCCUGACCUGCCAGCCCGGGUCAAAGAAAUUGAAAGGAGAGCCUGAGUCGCCCCUCAUGGGUACCCCAACUCCAUCUCCAGACAGCCCCGCCCGCUCCAGCUGCCAACCUAACUCUCCAGCAGAAUCUAACACCUGCAACAAAAACCUUGUGGCCACGCCGGACCCUAAGUCUUGCAAUUGGAAAAAAUACAAGUACAUUGUCCUCAACCCUCUCUGUGCAGCCACCACGGUGAAGGAAGAGGUGAUGGAGGAACCACAAAGUAACACAUCACCCGUUAGCGACAGGGUGGGAUCGACACCCAGAGCAACUGAGGCGUGGUCUGGAGAAGUGCCUGGUCAGAUUGAUAGACAGGGGCAGGCCUCCUGCUACGAGGGUUCUGGCCGAGCCCCUCCCCUCGGGCCACCCCACUCUGUGAAUCACCAUACAGUGCCUCCCACUCACAAAGAGGGAACAGUCUCACCCUGCACCAUUUUCCCAAACCUGCACCCCAGUGAUCCAGAGGCAGCCCAACAUACAAUCAAGCGUGACAACUAUUAUGUGCCCUACUGUUACUCUGGCAACCUUCAAGGAACCAAGACUGGCUCAGGUGACAAGCCAUACCGCUGUAAUGUGUGCGGCGCCCAGUUCAACCGACCGGCCAACCUGAAGACUCACUCUCGCAUCCACUCAGGAGAGAAGCCUUACCGCUGUGACACCUGUGGCGCACGGUUUGUUCAGGUUGCCCAUCUGAGGGCCCACGUUCUGAUCCAUACGGGGGAGAAACCUUACCCCUGCCACACAUGUGGCACCCGCUUCCGCCACCUGCAGACUCUGAAGAGCCAUUUGCGCAUUCACACUGGAGAGAAGCCUUACACUUGUGAGAAGUGUGAUUUACACUUCCGCCACAAGAGUCAGCUGCGUCUUCACCUGCGCCAGAAACACGGGGCCGUCACCAACACCAAGAUCCGCUACAAGGUCCUGACCGAGCCCUACCAGCCCGUUCUGCAGGCCUGCUGAAGACCUCUGCACUUUGACGCAUUCAUCAUCAUCAUCAUCGAUCAUCACGUUGGCCGAAAUAAUAUCUGAAUCUGUCAUAAAAUGGGAAAUUUGGCGAAUGAAUUUCAGCAGUUUUAUAUUAUUAGCACCUGGUUUUUGAAUAUCAGGUGGUAUUCAUAACUUUCAACAGUGUGGUUGAAUGAGCAGUUUCACGAACAAUGUACAAUUGAUUUCACUUGGAGAAAGAGACCUUUACAAAUGACUUUUAGAGGUGAUUUUUGUUUGCAUCUGUAGAGUUCUUGGAACUAGAGAAAUCUUGGGUGCCUUUUCUGCAAUGGCGAUUUUGUUAAGAAAAAGUUUCUUUGUGGGUUUGUGAAGGGAUGAAAAGAAAGGAACAAGAUAUGGAAAGAAAGGUAGAAUGUUUUUUGGGUGUGUGUACACUGGAUUUUAAAGGAGUAUGAGUAUGUGAACAGUUUAAACGAAAGAUAAAGUCAAGUUUUAUGACAGAGAGGUGGUGAGGUUUUGGAGUAAAUUAAAUUCUAAAUGUGUAUUUAUCUUAACCUUGAGGCCUGGGGCCUGCAUGUUCUUUAAAAACAAAGCAGAGGAGGCAGAGAUAUCUGCUUUUUAGUCCGAGCAGGCAUAGGACUUAGUUGUCUUGUACUGAGUGUAAAGUAUAAUUAAAUUGUAUACAUUGUUUCCUGACAUGAACAAUUUUAACAAGAGAACUGUAAGCAAUUGGAUAAGUAAUAGUAUUGCAGUUGUAUGUGUAUGAGUUCAUUUGCUGGACAAAGAUGGUUUGUACAAUCUAAAUUAAAUCAUUUUUAUAUGAAUUGGA